CUGCCCAGGAAUGCAAAAGGCAACAGUGCCGACUGGCAGGACUACCUCACUGCCGCUGGUUAUACAGUUUCUCGCGUUGACCGCGUGUUUAGGACGCUCCUUUCUGUACUUCUCUCUGACUUCUUAUGCGGUGAAGAGGUCAACCCGUCUAGUGAACACUUUGGAGUCACUAUUCCCGACGGCCUAGGUGCUAGGCGGUUUCUGAAGUCCGGUUUACAUGACCAGGCACCUGAUGCCUAUAACUUCAAGCCAGAAGACUCUGACAUGCCCGCUGGACAUUACUACCCCUGCCCCUCGAACCCUUCAGCAUACGGGAAGGAUCCUGGUAAGUAUCGUCUCCUAACCGUCGCGCCUGGCACGCCUAUACGUCUCGUAACUGAUGCCUGGCUGGUUGCUGCUCUUUUAGAUGCACUUGGCUCUAUUGACGGUUAUCCGGGCAGCGAAGAACAUUUACGUGAACUGGACGAAGACUACUGCAAGCCUGAGACCGCUUCCCAAAUAUUAGUGCGACCUCGGGGUCGACGACUGCCGUUUAACCUCUAUCAGGCCUAA
This is a messenger RNA of Dibothriocephalus latus, 552 nucleotides long. Lineage: Eukaryota; Metazoa; Platyhelminthes; Cestoda; Diphyllobothriidea; Diphyllobothriidae. The record is from the annotation of a GenBank genome assembly.